Anopheles gambiae (African malaria mosquito) is the source of this 935-nucleotide messenger RNA. RefSeq lists its product as uncharacterized. The record is from RefSeq and is a predicted model, not a curated record. NCBI's taxonomy places the organism in Eukaryota, Metazoa, Arthropoda, Insecta, Diptera, Culicidae. The transcript has a single exon. Bases 130 to 663 code for a protein of 177 amino acids.
GCGCGCGCGUGUUUGUGUGUGUAGGGAUGCAGUGGAUGAGAUUUGUCGUCGGAUUGAUGCUGGCCGGAUAAUUGCCAGUCAACAGGUUGUCGUCGUUAGAUCACGCGAAUUAGACUGGACGCAGGUCCGAUGGUGUACCGCACAGGUGCUGUGAAAAUGUUUCCCUUCAACCGUUUUCGCCUGUCGUUCCCGCUUAUCCUGCUGCUCGUGUGCUGGCAUCUUCAGGCGCCGGCGGGUGUAAGCUCGCUCGAUCGCACGGAUAACGCGACCGUACCGCUGGCUCGUGCCAAACGACUUAUAAGCUUCCCAAUCAAUGGUGGCUUAGCGAAGGUGAUUCUCGGAUUUCUGGCACCGGUUCGUUUCCAUCAUCCACUGCCACGCAGCCUCAACCUCGGUAUCAAUGUGCAGGCCAACUAUGCGAUCAGUCCGAACAUAAUAUUCCCCCGGCCGGAGUCGAUCUUCGGCAAUCGCGAGCUGGAGCGCUAUGCCGAUCCGAACAGUCGGCAGCAGGUGUACGGUGUGCUGGAAAAGAUCCUGCAGACGGUGCUGGGGACGAAUCGAACGGCACGCGAGUGUUUGCUGCGGACGGUGUGUGAAGUGGCGGACACACCGCUGCAUCAUAACGGGCUGAUAGGGGAGCUGCUGGAUGUGAUAUUUACGUGAGUUUGUAUGGGAAAUCAGAUGGAAACGCGAUUGUAAUUAGAGUGUGUGUGUUUUUUUGUCGCUUUUAGGCCCCAAGAAUCGGAUGUACUGCCAUCAGAAUUUCUAAUGGCACGGAGGUAUGGUGCGAAUGGUGUUGAUUGUUUGCGAGUGUACGACUCCUGUCCGUGGGGUAUGGGAAUGCUAGAUCACGUGUCAACCAUUUUCGUUUAAAUCUUAACCUAUGAUAAUAACGUUGAAUCUCUAUACUCUUUGAUAAGUAAAUAUUGGAUUGG